This is a messenger RNA of Caenorhabditis sp. 36 PRJEB53466, 3160 nucleotides long. The record is from the annotation of a GenBank genome assembly. Lineage: Eukaryota; Metazoa; Nematoda; Chromadorea; Rhabditida; Rhabditidae.
AUGAAGGAAGAACAUUCUCCACGGCGUAGUAAUCAUACUAAUCCCCAUGCAUACACCAUCACCGAAAACAACUUGACCGAGGUAAUCAGUCGAUUAUCGAGUUUUCUUCUGAAUUUCCCGGUUUGCAGCUUCUUCCGGGACAGCUCUACUUCGGAUGUUUCCCUCACAGCGAUGCAAGCAUCGACAAGAAUGACAAGAUCGCCAAGAAGACGAUAUUCAUUCCUAUCCAUAACAAGUUUCACUAUGAGCCAUUUUACGAGGACUUCGGCCCCUGGAACUUGUCAGUCCUCUACAGGUUCUGUGUACAAAUUGAUGAGCUUUUGGAGGUACGUUCUCAAACGAUGGUAAUAAUCAGAUUAAAAUAAUGAUUGCAGAUAGAAGAGAAAAGGGGCCGAAGGGUUGUGCUCUUCUGCCAAGAAGACGAGAGCGGUCAGUAUGAGAAAAUCCGCGUCAACACCGCCUAUGUCCUCGGAGCCUAUUUGGUAGCAGAAGCAGACACUGUACGCCUCCAACCCUUUCAUUUUUUCAGAUAAUUUAUCAAGGAUUCUCUGCAGACGACGCUUAUCUCAAAGUCUCUUCUGGGGGCGGCAUCAAGUUCGUCGGCUUCCGAGAUGCUUCCAUGGGCAAUCCACAGUACUUGCUCCACCUGCACGACGUCCUUCGCGGCAUCGAAAAGGCGCUCAAAUUCGGCUGGCUCGACUUCCAAGACUUUGACUACGAAGAGUACGAAUACUACGAGCGAGUCGAGAACGGAGACUUCAACUGGAUCAUUCCGGGAAAAGUUCUGAGCUUCUGUGGACCGCACAAUGAGAGCCGAGAAGAGAAUGGCCGUCCGUACCACUCUCCGGAAGUAUAUUUCAAUUACUUUCGGGAAAAUGGAGUUUCCACAAUCGUCAGGCUCAACGCCAAGAACUACGACGCCUCAAAAUUCACCCGUGCUGGCUUCGAACACGUGGAUCUGUUCUUCUUGGAUGGAAGCACUCCGUCCGAUGAGAUAAUGAUCAAAUUCAUCAGUCUCGUUGAUAACGCAAAAGGAGGAGUCGCCGUGCACUGCAAAGCAGGACUCGGACGGACUGGAACUCUGAUCGCAUGUUGGAUGAUGAAGGAGUUCGGAUUGACUGCUGCCGAAUGCAUGGGAUGGAUGAGAGUGUGCCGGCCCGGAUCUGUCAUCGGACCGCAGCAAAUGUUUUUGGUGGAGAAGCAGAAGAUGUGCUGGUCACUUUCCACGUCAAACAGGGUGCAUCUCUCGCCGAAAAAGGAGGAGAAACGGAGCGUCCGCAGACUUGUCAAUCAGGUCGACGACAUAUGCAUUGGCGAGGAGAGGGCAGUCGUUCCGAGGAGCAGAGAGAGCACUCGGCCGAAUAUAUUGAGGAGAAGAGUUCAGGUUCAGAACACGAAAACUUCUGCCGGAACUCCUGCGGCUUCCUCUUCUCGUGCUCAAAUCGACGAGACCGCUCUUGACGCUCAAGGAAGAUCACAAGGAGAUCGUCUCCUGGCUCUAAAGGCCAAGCAUCAGCAGGAGCAUCCUAUCGAGCUGCCCACAAGUUCUUCGAGCCGACGACACGUCAGAAGCUCGCCCCCUCAGAUCACGGUGCCGAGUCAGGCGUAUCUCAAUCGGAACAGAGAGCCAGCGACUCCGAAAGUCACGUCUUCCGCGUCUUCCGGAAGCCGUCAAUUGAGAACGACUCCAAACGGAGGUGUUGCGUACCGGACGAGAACAACAUCGGGAAGUGCGGCGGGAGCACUCAGCAGAACGGUAUGUACUUUCAGAUUUAGGGAUGUUUAAAGGAUAUCGAGGCACCGUAGACUAAGACAAGUUUCAGGGCAACGAGAGCUACAGAUUCCACAACUCGUUGCUUUAUGAGGUAUCCCGCUGUUUUGUGUGUCCUCAGUUCACAUUUUCCUUACCCUAAAGGCUUUCAUCUUAACCGGCCCAAUCAUUCCGGGUCCUUUCAGUUCUCAUUCCUUCUUUUUCAGCCCGCCUCCGCAAUUUUCCCGUCGAUGGCGUCUCGAAGAAGCGAAGCGACGAGAUAUCUGUCGCCGACAACGCCUAUAAAGCCGAUGUCGCCGGCGAUGUAUCCGGACUCUGACGGGUACAAGACGAGACUGCGAGGCCCGCAGGCAACUUCUCUCCAGCCACAGGUGAGCAUUAGGGGUAGAACAUUAAAAGUAAAUUAACUCUGAGCAGAAGUAAUCUCUCAUUUUCUUUUUCUUCAUUCUCUCGCAUGAUCCUCCACCUGCAUGCUCCAGAAUCCCUUUCUCAAUAUUUCGUGACGUGGCAGUGACUGUGUUGUAUCGUUGCAGUUCGGACUAGUUCGCGUGUCGCCCGACUCUCCGGCGCUCGUCAACUACGCGCCUUCUGCUCAUCAUCAUCGUGCUCCACUCUCGCCACGCAACCACUCGUCCGUACAACAGCCGUUCCACACUCAGAGGAAGGCUCGAGACAUCACCAAUACCACCACCAUACAGACCGCUCCGUCGGUUUAUCAGACAAGGAGCAGUGUGCGCAAGCGCAAAUGAUCUUCUCUCUUUUUCUGACUGUCGUUUCGUGCCGCCCCUUCUCAUUCUGUACAUAUUUUCACUGUACACACGAGCCAGCCUCUCAAGAUCUGCUGACCUCAAAAACUCAAAAUUUCCCACAAAUCUCGAAAUCUCCUACUAAACGCUCUUUUCACGAAUGCCUCUUUUAGUUUUCGUCGUGUGUGCUCAAUUUUCUCAAUUUUCUUUGCUCCCAAUACUUCUUGUUGUUCAUUUCACUCAUUCCGAAAAUCUUUAUAUUCUGCAUCUAACAGUUUACAAUUUAGUACAACCAUCUUCUAUCAAAUAAAGAAUGUGAAUCCAGAUUUCGAAAUGCACGCUGACCGCCGAAAGCCGGCCGCCUCGCCGCAUUCUCUCCACGCCCUCCUCGUCCAAGUCGACGUCGUCGCUCAGGAAGAUUCAGGUUUCCCGGCCCCGCCCGUAUCCUUCCUCUGGUGUCCGCGUCGAGCUUUGCGCCAACGGUCGGAGCUACGAUAUCCGGCCGCGCAGGGAGCAUCCGGUCAUUCCGGGAGCCAGCCUCUCGCCCAACACGGAUGCCCUUAUAGGAGUAAGUGAACAGAAAGGCAACUGCGCUCUAAUGCAAACUUUUUAGAAGCGGAAAACGAUGGUUCAGUCCCCUUGA